Pisolithus orientalis is the source of this 815-nucleotide messenger RNA. RefSeq lists its product as uncharacterized. Lineage: Eukaryota; Fungi; Basidiomycota; Agaricomycetes; Boletales; Pisolithaceae. The transcript is spliced from 4 exons. The coding region runs from base 85 to 633 and encodes 182 amino acids. The record is from RefSeq and is a predicted model, not a curated record.
GUCUUUGAAGUGUGCGGACGGAUGUGGCAUCCAUGCAAUUGACGGUUUAAUACUGAGUCCAUAUUGACUCUCACUUGAGCCACCAUGGGGGGAGUAACGUCCAAGGUCGUCCGCAGACUACCCAAAGAGAAACCAUCAUGGACUGGAAGCCGAACACCGUCAAAGCCUGGUGCAGCCCCACUGGGGGAGGCCAAAUUUCCACUGGCCAGCGACACCAAGAGCCGAGCCAUCGAAGACGACGGGAAAGACCCACAAUUCAUGUCCAAGUUGAACAUGCUAGGACCUGUGCGUGUUGAUCAUCACAUGCAGUCUACCCAACCCACAGACCACGCCAAAGCUAUGUAUCGUUCCAGAAUGCAAUCUGAGGUCGAGGCAGCGAAUUCUCGUGCGACACGCAACCGUCUACUGGCCUCUUCCCUGAGCGACUUGUUCGACACUCGCAAGUCCGUGACAACCACCGCAGAGCUAGAAUCACUCGCAGCACGGUACGGGAUCGACGUCGGCAGACUUCAACAGCUUUGUCGGCAUUUCAACACACCGAGCGUGGAUGAGCAUACGAUCGUUAGGACGACAGAUGAGAACGGUGAGGAAUCAGUGACGAUGAUGGCUCGUUGGGUAGAUCCUCGACUAUAAGAUCAUCAGCUGAGUGGAUUUGUCAAUCGAAUGCUAUCAAGUACAGAUGUCGAUGUUAUAAUUUACAAGUUAUAUGCAGUACAAACAAGCCAAACGAGUAACAAGAAUGCUAGAAGUAUAUGCGCAAUGCACUGGUUUGCACAGAUUCCGCAGGGCAGUAGGGACAUUUGACGCGGCUAGAG